This is a messenger RNA of Pediculus humanus corporis (human body louse), 249 nucleotides long. RefSeq lists its product as uncharacterized. The record is from RefSeq and is a predicted model, not a curated record. NCBI's taxonomy places the organism in Eukaryota, Metazoa, Arthropoda, Insecta, Psocodea, Pediculidae. Bases 1 to 249 code for a protein of 82 amino acids. The transcript is spliced from 2 exons.
AUGAACGCGACGUUGGUAGUACUGAUCGUUCUCUGCGUCUUCGCAACAACAAUUAUGUCAGCUCCAACGGAUGACGAAAUAGAUUUCAAUGGUCAUAUAAGAAGGGAUAAAAGAACAUUGAAACAACUUCCAGCUGGUUUGUUAGAACCCAUACUACCCUUAGUUAAAGCAAUAGUGCCAGAACCUCUUUUAGGAAAGAUAACAAUGUUACUUCCGCUUCCGGCUCCUUCUGAUGCAAAAUCCGAAUGA